Fusarium verticillioides 7600 is the source of this 1323-nucleotide messenger RNA. RefSeq lists its product as hypothetical. NCBI's taxonomy places the organism in Eukaryota, Fungi, Ascomycota, Sordariomycetes, Hypocreales, Nectriaceae. The record is from RefSeq and is a predicted model, not a curated record. The coding region runs from base 1 to 1323 and encodes 440 amino acids. Gene Ontology annotation, molecular function: protein binding. The transcript is spliced from 2 exons.
AUGACCGCCAUUGAUGAAGGCCGAGUGUUAUCUGGGCUUCUUGGGCGUCUUCCGGCCGAAGUACUCAACCAAGUAUUCCACCAACUACCCAACAUCGACUUGAAAAUUCUGCGCCAAACAUGCACUUACAUCAAAGACUCUACGCAUCUUCGCCUUAGCCGUCUCUUUCUCUCGCCUAAUUUGCGCGAUAUAGAGGUCUUCAAAGCUGUAGCAAACCACGAAGCCUUUCGGCUCCAGGUCACAGAGAUCAUCUACGACGAUACACGUUUUGAUGCAGCCCACGAAAUGGAGUGGACCUCAUGGUAUAACGAAGAAAAGGAUAUCGGCGAGGUCACUGAAGUUCCUGAAUGGUAUCGUCACAUCUACCGUGGGAAUCGCGAGGAUAUAAGGAGGUACAGUCCUCACCAUUCACAGGCCAAAGAAGCCUUGGAACAUCUCCUCAGCCCGGCAGAAGCAUUCAAACAUUUCAAGAGGUUAUGGCAGGAACAACAAGAGACUAUUGCGACCAACAGAGACGCCGAUGCGUUAAAAUCACUCCUACGCGGUCUCCUUUACCCUAUUGAGCGUGGAUGGCCUCUUACAGAGGAUCAUUCCAACUUUCCCGAAGCGAGGGAUUGGGAUGGCUUGGAGAAGGAUAAAUGGCGCGGCUAUUGUCUAGUCAGUCGUAUCGUCGCCCAACACCUACGGGAGAACCCGGAGAGCAAACUUGCUGAAUUGGCUGUUGACACCAACCAGCUCCGAACAGGGAUUAGUUGCCGUAUAUUCGAUGACGCCGAGAACAGCGAGAUCAAAGACCUGAAGGCCAUCCUAAGUCAUCCUGGGUUCGCGAGCCUUGACCUCUCUCUACACUGCGGCAACCAGUGUGAGAAGAACUGGUGCUCUUUUCGAAGUAACCAUUUGCGGGAAACACUUGCCAUGGCGAGGGAUAUCCAACAUUUUAGUCUGUUGACUAAUGUUAUAUAUGUUGACGACUUUGAUGAAUCUGACUCUGACGACUAUCACGACCCUGAUGCAGAGGAAGUAGACCACUUUAUUCCUUUGCAAACCAUCUUGCCUGUUAACGACUGGCACCAACUUCGACACUUCGGCCUCUGUCGAUUCAUCGUCAAAAAAGACGACGUCAUAAAUGUUCUCGAAAUUUUAUCGCCAACUCUAGAGUCUGUUGAACUGAGCUACUUGAUCUUCAUGCCCGAUAGUGGCGACUAUCACAGCUUGGUGCAAGACAUGCGGCAGAAGCUGGGCUGGCGCGAGCGGGAUGCAGAAAGCCAGCCUAAAAUAGUUGUUCGCAUUGACGUUCGAUUUGGCAGUGUUCAUGGCGCUUAA